GGGACUACUGCUGGUUCAACAAGACAAGCAAUUCUGUAAUGUGUUGCAAACACGAAAAUCCAAAAUUCUGUUCCAACUACCAUCAUUCUCCGGUAGUUAAAAUUUUAGUGUCCAUAGCCGCAAGUAUUGGAGGGAGUAUAUUCCUUGUGUUGGUGAUACUUCUUCUUUACAAAUCAUGGAAAUCUGAGAACGAAAAGGAAACUCAACUCAAGAUAGAAAACUUCCUACAAGACUACAGGACACUCAAUCCAACAAGAUACACAUACAGUGAUCUUAAGAAAAUAACUGGUAAGUUUAAGAAGAGACUCGGCCAAGGAGGUUAUGGAAGUGUCUUCAAAGGAAAAUUCUCCAACGGAAUUCCAGUUGCUGUUAAGAUGUUGGAACAUUCCAAAGGAAACGGAGAGGAGUUCAUCAAUGAAGUGGCUACUAUAGGUAGGAUACACCAUUUCAACAUUGUUCGACUUUUGGGAUUCUGCUCAGAAGGGACACGAUGUGCUCUUAUUUAUGAGUUUAUGCCAAAUGGAUCACUUGAGAAGUUUAUAUUUUCAAGAGAAACUGAAUCAGCACAGCGUCUAUUAAGUUGGGAGAAGCUGCAAAACAUUGCAAUUGGCGUUGCUCGUGGAGUAGAGUACUUGCACCAAGGAUGCAACCAAAGGAUCCUUCACUUUGACAUCAAGCCUCACAAUAUAUUACUUGACCAUAAUUUGCAGCCAAAGAUUUCGGAUUUCGGUCUUGCCAAGCUAUGCUCAAAGGAACAAAGUAUUGUAACAAUGACGACAGCUAGAGGGACUGCUGGCUAUAAUGCUCCAGAGCUUUAUUCUAGGAAUUUCGGAGAGGUUUCUUACAAGUCAGAUGUGUUUAGUUAUGGAAUGAUGUUAUUAGAGAUGGUUGGAUGUCGAAAGAAUAUUGAUCUUACAAUUGAAAAUCAAAGCCAAAUUUACUUUCCUGAGUGGGUAUACAACAAAAUGAACCAAGAAGAAGAGCUCAAUUUAGAAAUUGAGGAAGAUGGAGAUGAGGAAGUUGCCAAGAAGCUUGCAAUUGUGGGACUUUGGUGCAUUCAGUGGAAUCCAACAGACAGACCUUCCAUGCCAACAGUGUUGCAAAUGCUUGAAGGUGAUUUACAGAGCUUGGAGAUGCCUCCGAAGCCCUUUGUUUCUUCGGAUGUUGAAAUGGGUACGAAUUGAUCGAUUUACUAAAAAAUGCAAGCCAGAGUGAACGAUGCCUCCAGAGUCCUCUGUUUCUACUGAUUUUCAAAUGGAUCCUAGUUGAUGUAUCAAAACUAGAACUUUCAAAUAUGUCAUGUAUAAAUAGGACUCAUUCUUCUUCUGGUAUUGAAAUUUGAACUGUUGAGUGUUUUUGAUUUACUGAAAUAUACAGCUUUUAGAUUUCUUUUU
Pistacia vera is the source of this 1394-nucleotide messenger RNA. Its product is annotated as rust resistance kinase Lr10-like. Gene Ontology annotation, biological process: protein phosphorylation. The transcript is spliced from 2 exons. Bases 39 to 1184 code for a protein of 381 amino acids. The record is from RefSeq and is a predicted model, not a curated record. Gene Ontology annotation, molecular function: ATP binding; protein kinase activity. NCBI's taxonomy places the organism in Eukaryota, Viridiplantae, Streptophyta, Magnoliopsida, Sapindales, Anacardiaceae.